Ostrea edulis (European flat oyster) is the source of this 5733-nucleotide messenger RNA. Its product is annotated as protocadherin-7-like. Gene Ontology annotation, cellular component: cell-cell junction; plasma membrane. Gene Ontology annotation, biological process: homophilic cell-cell adhesion. The record is from RefSeq and is a predicted model, not a curated record. Bases 1108 to 4575 code for a protein of 1155 amino acids. Gene Ontology annotation, molecular function: calcium ion binding. Lineage: Eukaryota; Metazoa; Mollusca; Bivalvia; Ostreida; Ostreidae. The transcript is spliced from 4 exons.
UCUCAUGCAUGCAGUUCCUGUCUAUGUGUCUACCUGAAAGUCAAUAUUAUAAUGUCGGAUUUUUGCCUUUGGCACUCCAGGGAAAACGGAUCAGGAGGAUCAGCAGAUAGAGAAAUUAACACCAUUCUUUUCCCCCCUGUUUGUUUAUAAAAUGAAUUAGUAAAUGACUGUUAAUUCCAUAAGUUUUAAAUCCUGUUACCUCAGAGGUACUGGUGUAGAUUACUAGAUGUCAGUGAUAAAGGGCACUUAAAAGAUAUUCUCAGCCACGGAUUAUCUCCCCUCAUGCAUGUACUUACAGAGGUUUGCAUACAUAGAUAUUGGAAAUAAAGGGAUUUUUUUUUUAUAUCCAAGUGCAACUUUGUCCGCGGAGAUGGUGGGUAAUGGUUGAUUUAUCGACAUCAUGUCCGCUUCUUUUAGUUGGCUGUUUCACUUUCCAUUACCUGUACUGUGAUCUAGUUAAUGAAAACUAAUGAAACAUCUUAGUUACAUUAACAAAUCCACAAAUCAAUAGUCUCAUUUGGGUAUAAUCUCACCUGUUCACUGGACACAUCGCAAUCAGGGGAGACAACUGCCACCUGUCAUCUCAGACAGUGUCAAAAAAAUAAGUCAACAAAAAUUGUGGUAUAUAAUAUCAUGUAUAACUUCCUGGGAUUGAUAUAUCUGUGUAAUUGAUUCUUUAUGAAAUUUACGUUAAUCUGUCUUUGUUCAGCAUCAAUGUCCCAUGUCCAGUGUUGUUUUAACAAAUGGACUUUACUUUUAAAAAAUCUGUAGUAAAGAGAGAAGUGUUGACUGUGUGUGGGGAUUCUGUAAGCCUUUGUACAAAUGCUGGCCGUGCAUCUUUGUUGGGCGAUAAUGUUUAGAUCCCUACUGUAAAGCCUCAGUGUCAAUAUUAUACCUGGUCAUUACCGAUACUUCAGCACAGGGAGGAAACGCUAGGUUUAAAUUUGACAACGGAAACUUGUAUUUGAUUUUGUGUACGGGGAGGGUUGUUUAUUUGGAAAUGAUUUAUCAGGACUAUCAGCUGUGUUUUUAGAAAGAGAAAGUCAAUUUGUGAUAAAUUGCUGGCUUUUUGUCUUCAUUCGAAGAUCAUGAAAGACAGGUCUCCUGAUGAAUGAAAAUAUGAGUAAGAAGAAUAUCUUUGGUGCUGUGAUAGUGGCAGCGGUGGUAUGCAUAAUCAGAUCAGGUCAAGGUCAACAGACAGAGGAACUGCAUUACAAGAUAUUGGAAGAGCAGUUGCCCUUGACCUUUGUAGGGAAUAUUGCUAAUGACAGUAAUCUAAGGGAUGAAGUGACUUCUGUGAUGAUGUCUCAGCUAACGUUCCAGAUCUGGAAUGCUGGGAAUACUGCCUACGACAAAUUGUUCCAUAUCAGUGAAUCUUCAGGCCGCCUAGAAACAGCUACUGUCAUCGAUCGGGAGAAGGUCUGUCAGCCCACUAGUAGCUGUAUCCUCAGCCUGGGAGUUGCUGUUUUUCAACCUGAUAAUGAGUUGCUGAAAGUUAUAAAAGUCCUUGUCACGGUUGAAGACAUUAAUGAUAACUUUCCCGUGUUUUCUCAGCCGUCCAUUUCCAUGAAGGUUUCGGAAGCAAGUGACAUAGGUCAUGUACUCCUGACAAACACGGCACAUGACGGGGACAGCGGAGGGCAGAACUCUGUCUUGACCUAUGAACUUGUGUCAGGAGGACCAACCUUUAGUGUAAAGCUUGUUCAAGAUGUAGACUCUAGGGAGAACCUAGGAAUAGUAGUGGAGGAUAAAUUAGACAGAGAACUGCAAGACUUCUAUCAGCUGGUGAUUGUGGCUAAAGAUGCCGGUAUUCCACAGAGAAAUGGAACUCUUCGAGUCAAUAUUACUGUGCUGGAUGCUAAUGAUAACACACCAAGCUUUCUGAAUAAGACCUACAGCAUUAAAGUAUCGGAGGACCAGGCUAAUGGAACAGUCAUCUUGCGUCUAUCAGCUGAUGAUAAGGAUAUAAACAACAAUGGUAGGAUCACUUACGAAUACAGUUCCCGUACAUCUACCCAGCUGAAAGAAGAGUUUCAGUUAGAUGAAACUAAUGGAGAAAUUAGAAUCAGCAGCCCACUGGAUUAUGAAAAAGAGACUAAAUACCAGUUUGUUGUCAUUGCUAGAGACAAUGGCAUUCCUUCCUUGUCCACUCAAGUGAUAGUAAACAUCACAGUGUUAGAUAUCAAUGAUAAUGCUCCACAGAUCAAUGUCAAUCUACCACCAGGUGGCACUGGUGUGGUGGAGAAUGCUGAAGUUGGUCAGUACAUUGCCACAGUAGUUGUCUCGGACCCUGAUGGAGGAGAAAAUGGAACCGUCAACUGCACCGUAUCUAAUGAAAAUUUCAACAUUGUAAAAAUGUACCCCAGCAUCUUCAAAAUCAUACUGGGUAGUCGACUCGACAGAGAAAAAGUACCAGUGCACAAUUUAACGAUCAACUGUUUCGAUUUCGGAAAUCCUCCAAAAACGAACAAGACCUUCUUCUAUGUGAAUGUCAGUGAUGUGAACGACAAUUUUCCUGUGUUCAGUAAGAACAUUUACGAAGUUGAUUUUCCAGAAAAUAAUAUAAUUGGUGAUGUGAUAGUGCAUGUCUCUGCCAAUGAUAAAGAUGAAGGAGAAAAUGGCCGAGUUACAUACCAGUUUUUAACCAUGCAGUCUGACUUUGCCAUCAAUCCUACCUCGGGAAUCAUUACAGCGAGUCGUAUAUUUGACAGAGAGAACAUUUCAGAUACCACUUUUGUGGUUAUUGCUAGGGAUAAUGGUGUCAGCAAACAAAAGUUUAGCUCCACAGCAACAGUUUUUGUCAGAAUAAAAGACAUAAAUGAUGAAUAUCCGUUGUUUUCACAAACUAGAUAUGACAUCCUUGUAGCAGAAGAACAACCUAUAAAUAAGACUAUUGGACAGUUUUCUGCUGAGGAUAGAGACAGUGGGAUAAAUGGAGAAUUUGACUUUCACAUUGAGGAGGGCUUUUCAAAGAUUUUCGCCAUUGAUCCAACUGGAGGUCUGAAAACAAAAAUCCUCCUGGAUAGAGAAAAACGGGAGGAGUACCAUUUUCAGAUCUAUGUGACUGACAGAGGAACACCAGUCCUGACCAGCACUGCCAAUGUUUCCUUAUACCUGGAGGAUAUUAAUGACAAUCCUCCCACCAUUUUUUACCCCAACGAUAGAAACAAUUCCAUCUCCCUGUCUCUGCAGACUGUACCAAACACCAUCAUCGCUCGAGUGAUUGCAAACGAUACAGACAAAGGAGUCAAUGCACACCUGACUUAUCACAUUAUUCAAGGGAACCUCAACAACUUGUUCUCGAUAGACAACGAAACUGGGGUAAUCAGACUGGAGCGUUCACCAACAGAAGACGAAGCUGGGACCUAUAAUCUUGUCAUGGCAGUCUCCGACUCUGGAGACCCUUCCAAAGCCAACUGGAGCCACCUGGUGAUCACUGUUGGAGAAAAAUCCAAUUCUCAGAAUCUAAUUAUUGUCAUUGUUGUCUGUUCCGUUACCAUGGUGAUCUCUCUAGCACUGAUUCUAAUCAUCUGCAUUAUCCGCAAGAGAGACCUUAAAAAGUACCAACACAAAGAGAAACACUUUAAGACAUCGCACAAGAGUCUUCUCAGAAAAUGCUUAUUCUGCCUGACAACUCCAAAACAACCAAAACAACUGACAACUGAAAACAACAACAACAGGUACACAGAAGCAAUGCCCAGCACGUCUCACAAUGACAAGAUGUACACACAACUAGUGAGGGGCACUAAGCCAGACCUGGCUCGAGUUGACAGUGGUAUAGGGGAAGUCUCACCCCCAGAUAGUGGGCUUGGUGACAGUGCUGAUGUUGGCAGUGAAAUAUACAGAUCUGAUAUGGACCUCUCCUCUGUGCCUCUUCCUCCUCCAGGCUUUUCUGAUAAAUCCUCUCACUCCCUCUCUCCUGGACAAUCUGAGCAGGACAUUCCAAAUAAUUCUGCCUGGCAUCAGCAGACAAGAGUUACUUUCAAUGACUACCAGCGUAACAUAAGUCUGGAUGAACAAAUGUUACGAAGGAAUCCAAAACCACCAAUUUAUUUUGCAAGAUUCCGAUCCAGUUCUGAAUCAGAAAGUUUAUCCAAAGACCCAUCUUCAAGUAGUGAUAAAAUAGAUGUGUCUCAUAGCUCCUCAUUUAAGCAUAAUAACAUAGACUUAUCACAGUCCUAUUCUGGACCAUUCUUCUCAAAGAGUUUGGACAGAAAUAAUAAAAACAUUCACUUUGCACGAGGAAGACCUCAAUAUUCACGUCAGCCUCGAGCUGCUGUGAGAAGAGAACUUCCAACAAUCAGUGCUUCCCCAGAUUUAUAUGAUCCAAUACAAGAACUCACAGAGAUCUCAUAUCAGGACGACGAUAUGUACAGCCACAGCAAUCACUAUAGGGACCAGGUCUCCCUUCAUGACAGCCAGUCCCAGAUUUCCCAAAAUCCUUCACUGGACUUCACAGGAAAGAUAACUCUGGCUGAAAAUCAGUCCCAAUACUCCAAUGACACAACAUUGGCAAGCUUUGCCAUCAAUCCUUCCAAUUUCGAAAGUGUGUUCAAUACUGAUGUUGUAGUUUGACAUAGUUGUUUGAAUUUUUGGUGAAACUUUUGAAUUAAUUAAGCAUUGUUAGUGCCAUACAGAUAAGAAAUGAAAUGAUGAGUGCUAAUCAAAUUUGUGAUAUAUGUAUAUUGAGAUGUAACACAGGUUAUCUUAGUACAGAAAUUACCUCUAAUUGUUGUAAAAAGAUGUCAUUCAUUUCAUCAACUUGUUCAUGUAAUAAUAGAUAUAUUUUUUUCCACAUGGAUUUAUUGCAAACGUCAGAUUUCUUUGAUUUUUUCAUCAGGAAUAUAAUCAAUCUCCCUAUUGAUAUUUAUUAUUUUGCAUCGAUCUGCAUGUACUUGGAAUAAACAAUACAAAUUGUAACAGUAUUUUUCAUCACUUUGAUUAAAUGGUACCGUGUGUUUAUCAGGUGACCAUAAAAUUCAAAAUGAUGGGUACAGGAAAUCUAUUGGUGACAUGUUCAUUACAUGGGAGAAUGUUGUUUUUCUGUUACUGCUCAUAUUUAGAUGUGUAGUCAUGUUAAAUAAUAACAAAGAUUCUUGGAAAUAUCUUUGUCAUAUAUCCUGUACAAUACUCAGUUUUCCAUGGUUAUACUUAAUAAACCAGAUUCAGGCAAUCAUUAUUUUAUGUCUCAAAAUAAUUUUUGCAUAAAAAUGUUUUACUUUCAGACAUUCUGUUUAUAAAUUAUAUCCGAGCAACUGUUCUCAGUAGACAAUUAGUAUAUAUAUUUUUAUACUGUUUUAUAUUGAUAAUAUAGGACAAAUAUCAUUUGUUAUUUUAUAUAUUGUUGCAAGGUUAGCUGAUACGAAUAUUGCACCUUGAAUUUUAAAAUUUUAUUUUGAUAUGCACAUUUAAUGUGCUUUUUAACAAUAUAUAUGUUUAUAUUGUCUAUCAAUGGAAUCUUAAGAGUGAAUUAUCUCCCUUUGAAUCUUAAAGAAAUUUGUCUCUAAAUUCAUAACAUAUAAUUUUUUUCCCCCUGAUUAAUGGUCCAUUGCACAAUUCAUUUCAUGAAUAUACAGUUUGCAUAUGGAACUUGGUUGAAAAAUAUAUUUCUUCUUUUCAAAAAAGUGAUGAUAUUUUUUAAUACGUAUAUGAUUUUACUUGUGUAGAAUUUAAUUAUGUCUUCUAUUGAAGAAUUAUGAUCUUUGUGUUGCAAAUUAAAAAUUAAUUUCUUUC